AAUUCUCAAACUACUAGUACUACACCUCAAAGUCUGACACAAGUCCAAGAAAAAAAAAUGAGAAGAUCCUCUCUAUUUCCCUUUCUCUCCACUUUAUCCCUUACAAUAAUUACAAUAAUCAUAUCCCAAACCGGGCCGGCGACUGGUGUGCCACUGAGCACGAAUUCGAGAUGGGUUGUGGACGAGAGCGGGAAGAGAGUGAAACUGGCGUGCGUGAACUGGGUUUCCCAUCUGGAGGCCGUGGUGGCCGAAGGCCUCAGCAAACAGCCCAUCGAUGCCAUCGCUGGCCGAGUUUCGUCGAUGGGUUUUAAUUGCGUUCGCCUCACUUGGCCGCUCUACUUGGCCACCAACGACUCGCUCGCCGCUCUCACGGUCCGACAGUCCUUCGAGAGGCUUGGUCUUACCCAAGCCAUAGCUGGUAUUCAGGCCAAUAAUCCCUCCAUCGUCGACCUUCCUCUCCUAGAAGCCUACCAGGCAGUGGUAUCUGGCCUUGGAGACAAGAACGUGAUGGUCAUCCUAGAUAAUCACAUUACCAAGCCCACAUGGUGUUGCAGCACUUUCGACGAAAAUGGCUUCUUUGGCGACAAGUACUUCGACCCUGACCUCUGGAUUGAGGGUCUUACUCGAAUGGCGACAUUGUUCAAUGGCGUCAGCAAUGUCGUUGGCAUGAGCUUGAGGAACGAGCUCCGUGGCCCCAAGCAGAAUGUAAACGAUUGGUACAAGUACAUGCAAAGAGGAGCCGAGGCAGUUCACUCGGCCAACCCAGAUGUUCUUGUGAUUCUCUCUGGUUUGAAUUAUGAUAAAGAUUUUACCUUCCUGCGAAAUCGCCCGGUGAGUCUCACAUUUUCUGGGAAACUAGUUUUUGAAACUCAUUGGUAUGCAUUCACAGAUGGCAAGGCAUGGGAAAGUGGCAACCCGAACCAAGUGUGUGGUACAGUAAUGAAUAACAUCAUGAGACAAUCAGGGUUCUUGUUAGAGAAAGGAUUUCCAUUGUUUUUGAGUGAGUUUGGAGUGGACCAAAGGGGGACUAAUGUGAAUGACGAUAGGUACUUGAAUUGCUUCUUAGCUUUAGCCGCUGAACUAGACUUGGAUUGGGCUUUGUGGACAUUAGUUGGUAGCUACUACUACAGACAAGGUGUUAUUGGGAUGAACGAGUAUUAUGGAAUCAUGAACUGGGAUUGGGAUGAAAUUCGAAAUGCAAGUCUCUUACAGAAGAUCUCUGCUAUCCAAUACCCUUUUCAAGGGCCUGGUCUACUAGAAACUCGAGUACACAAAAACAUUUUCCACCCAUCAACAGGUCUUUGUGUCGUAAGAAAAUCUGUAUUUGCACCAUUGACAUUAGGUCCUUGUUCUAGCUCGGAUGGUUGGUAUUAUUCACCUCAGAAGAAAUUGACAAUUAAAGGAACAUAUUUUUGCUUACAAGCAUUUGAUAUAGGGGUACCAGCACGACUUAGCAUAAAGUGCACUGAUUCUGAUUCAAAGUGGGAAACCAUAUCAGAUUCUAAGUUGCAACUCUCUUCUACAACUAGCAAUGGUGACACUGUUUGUCUAGACAUUGACUCUGCAAAUGAAGUUGUAACAACCACUUGUAAAUGCUUAAGUAGAGAUAGUUCAUGCGACCCUUCAAGCCAAUGGUUCAAGCUCGUUGACAGUACGAGAAGUCCAAGGUUAGCUGAAUCUCUUACUGAGAUGAAUCCCAUCAUGGAGUUGCCGUUUGAGGAUUCUGAAUGGAAGCCAUUGACCACAAUGUGAGAGAAAAGUAACAAGUGAAUGAUAUGUAUGGGACCAAAAGUAUAUAUUGUUUAGUAGUAAAGGAAGUUUAUGUACAAAACUACUGUUUCCUUGUCUUGCUAGAGAGAGGGGAAAAAAAGUACAUGGUGUAAUAUAUAUAUGCUUUCAUUUAUAUAACAAGUUACCAAAUACCACAUA
Messenger RNA from Humulus lupulus (European hop), 1929 nucleotides. Its product is annotated as glycosyl hydrolase 5 family protein-like. Lineage: Eukaryota; Viridiplantae; Streptophyta; Magnoliopsida; Rosales; Cannabaceae. The transcript has 4 exons. The record is from RefSeq and is a predicted model, not a curated record. The coding region runs from base 58 to 1752 and encodes 564 amino acids. Gene Ontology annotation, molecular function: hydrolase activity, hydrolyzing O-glycosyl compounds.